Molecule: messenger RNA, 1456 nt
Organism: Papaver somniferum (opium poppy)
Lineage: Eukaryota; Viridiplantae; Streptophyta; Magnoliopsida; Ranunculales; Papaveraceae
Exons: 2
Coding region: 114-1430 (438 amino acids)
Source: RefSeq, a predicted model, not a curated record
UUUCCGGUACGCGUGAACGAGUUGGUUCUAUUGAUAAAGAAGUUUCCGAUGUUGCUAUGGGGAGCUAGCUGCCAUAAAUAGAACCACAAAGGUUGUAAUGUCAUGUACCCGGCAUGUUUAAAGAAAUUGGUGAAGCUGAAGUUAAUGAUAUCGACAGUAAGAAUCCUGAAAGCUUGAUGGAAUUCGCCAUUCUUCACAGUAACUUAAACUGUCCGGAUUGUUUUCCUAUUGGUCUUGAUGAUUGUCACAGCAUAUUUGAUCGAAGUAAACGUAUUCCUAAUUCUUUCGAUUCAUAUGAGCAAUUGAUUGUUCAAUGGAUUUCAAGUUUGGGGUACCAAUUAGAUUUCUCGUGUAUCCAGUCGAUUGUGCGUUUGUGUAUUAAUGAUGCUGCAAUUCUAGCUGAGAGCACAAUGUUUGAUAAAAUGUCUGAGAGUGUGAAUUUGAGUGGUGUUGGAGUAGCAUUUCUCUUACAGCUGAAAAUUGGUAAAGUUUUUGAUCGUGGCAAAGAGUCAGAUAACAAUUUUCUUCUUGGGUCUGUAUUACUGGAAAUAUACAAUGGUGGUUUGGUUUGUGAGUUGUUUCCAAGACAUGAGUAUCAGUAUGAACUUCACUUUCUGAAUUCGUUGAGUCUUGGAUUUGUUUAUGUUGUUGAAAUUGGCGGUGGAUGGAAAUUGGGGAGUGUCAGGGAUGAUUUUCACUUUCAACUUCAAAAAUGUAAGGUGAGUAACACUACAAUAAGGGAAAUGCAUUCUGCACGCUGGCUAUAUGAUCGUGGAAAGGGGUAUUUUAAUUUUGCUGAUGCUCAUAGUCUUGUUUUUGAUACACAUAGUUCUGGUGUGAUUAUUCUUAUUGGAUGGAUAUUCUUGGAUGCUCACUGUGCCAACUUAGUUUUUGUGAUACUUGCGGAGUUUGGGCAUUGUUUAGAUUUGCUAUUUGCGUAUUCACAUAUGUCUCUGCUUGUCAAGAAUGGUGAAGAAAAUUUGGUCGAUGUAUUAUCAAAGAGAACUACAUUUUUAUUUCUCUUAUGGGCUGCAGUGGUGAGCUUUAACAAGGCAUAUAAAUGGUAUGCUCAUGUGCUGGGUAUGAAGAGAGCAGAUUUUUUUUUCUUACAUCUCAAAUGUGCAUUGCUUGAGGUCAUUGAUAGGCAAAACGGUGAUGUGCACCAGAUUAUUUUGCACCAGUUUCGAAAACUUUCAGUACUUCUAUUAUCAGUCCACAUAUAUGAUAGCACCCGUCUUUAUCUUGCAAGGAAUGAUAGUUGUCAGCAUUUUCCAUCCAUCACAUCUGAAAUUUAUGACAGAAUUAUGAUUCAACAGGGAGUUAGACAGUUCAUUUUGAGUUCUCUGCACUUGUCUUCUUUCUCUUGUGACUUCAGCAUUUUAGAAGGAGGGAGUAUUUUACAUGCACAUUACAUGCACCUCAGCUCCUAAUGGGAGUAUUUCAGAUUCUUAAAAUA